AUGGCUGCGGCAGUGAUCAAGGAAGCAAAACCAAUAUCUUCUCAAUCUGAAGUUGAGUUUGCAAAAUGCGCCUGUUGCGGAUUCUCGGAGGAGUGCACUCCAGCUUACAUUUCUCGGGUGCGAGAGAGGUAUGGCGGUCGUUGGAUUUGUGGAUUGUGUGGAGAGGCUGUUAAAGAUGAGACUCAUAGGGCUAAAACAGAUAUUAGCACUGAUGAGGCAUUGAAACAGCACAUGAAGUUUUGCCAACAGUUUAGAUCUUCGACUCCUCCAAGGAAUUCCACUGAGGAAUUGAUUUCGGCUGUGAAACAGCUGCUUCGACGAGUGGGAUGGUUUAAGUGUAAUGGUUAUGCCAUGACAUUAGAUUGA
Messenger RNA from Dovyalis caffra, 366 nucleotides. Lineage: Eukaryota; Viridiplantae; Streptophyta; Magnoliopsida; Malpighiales; Salicaceae. The record is from the annotation of a GenBank genome assembly.